This is a messenger RNA of Zerene cesonia (dogface butterfly), 2209 nucleotides long. Its product is annotated as UDP-glycosyltransferase UGT5-like. Lineage: Eukaryota; Metazoa; Arthropoda; Insecta; Lepidoptera; Pieridae. The transcript is spliced from 4 exons. Bases 310 to 1869 code for a protein of 519 amino acids. Gene Ontology annotation, molecular function: UDP-glycosyltransferase activity. The record is from RefSeq and is a predicted model, not a curated record.
GUUUGAUUUAAAAAAUUUUCGAAACAUCGAUUUAAAUAAUGAAGAGAGCUUUUUAGAUAUUUAUUUACAAAAUCUGCGGAUGUUUCAUAUUAAUAAAGAUAUUUUGUUAAUGUCCUUUUGCUUGUUGUAGAAAGCUAAGUCUAGGGUGAUGGUGUAGGGCUUUAUCAACGGCAAUUAAACAAAAUUAUCUUUGAGUGAAUACUCUCUAACCACUUGUAAUCCAUUUAUAUGUAGACGUAUUAAUAACGCAUUAUAUUCAUGUGACAUGUGGUUUGUGCAAUUCAUUUCAGUUGAUGAGUAAUACUCAGAAUGUGUGGUCUAGUACGAGUAGUUUGUUUUUUGAUUCUAUUCUUUGAUUACCAAACGAAUGCAGCAAACAUACUGGCCGUCUUCCCCAGUCCUUCUCUUAGCCAUCAGGUGAUUUUUCAGCCUCUUACGAAGGAAUUAGCAAGUCGUGGCCACAAUCUGACUGUCAUCACUACUGAUCCCGUAUUCACUAAAGACAAUAUAUCAAAUUUAAGAGAAAUAGACGUCCAUGAUGUGUCAUAUAACAUUUGGAAAGAUGACUUUAUCGAACAAGAGAGGUUCGGCGAAAAGAGUAGCGUAUUUAAUCAGUUGAUAAAUGCCAAGUCUUUCAUGGUUAAUGUAACGACAUUGCAAUUAGAAGUUGAUGAGGUAAAAUCCCUUAUUAACAAUGAGGAUAUACAAUUUGAUUUGCUGUUGAUAGAAGCUUGGACUCGUCAUGCCUUGAUAUACUCGCAUAUAUUUAAGGCACCUGUGAUUCUUGUAAGUUCUUUUGGGAUGAUGUUAGGCAAUGAAGAAAACGUCGGCGCUCCGAUACACCCAAUUUUAUAUUCAAUGGUGUUUCAACAGAGAUUAUACAAUUUAACGUUUUGGGAAAAGUUUGAUGCCCUUUAUAGGGACUGGUGGUGCAGAACACAAUGGGUUUCGGGGGAGGUGGAAGAAAUUCAUCACUACAGGAAGUUAUUGGGUCGAUAUAUACCACACUACAAAGAGCUGAGGAACAAUGUCGAUAUGUUGUUUCUAAACAGUCAUCCAGUGUGGAUGAAUAACCAGCCAUUUCCGCCUAAUGUUAUAUCGAUUUGGGGUAUACAUAAAAAACCUGAAAAGCCAUUACCAAAGGAUCUCCAAGAUUUUUUAGAUUCAUCAAAACAUGGAGUCAUUUACAUAAGUUUUGGCACAAAUGCUCCAUCCUGUUACCUACCGUCGCAUUUUAUUCAAUUGUUAAUUAGAGUUUUUUCGAAAUUACCAUACGAUGUUCUGUGGAAAUGGGAAAAGGAUGUUCUGCCAGGAAAAUCGGAAAAUAUAAGAAUAUCAAAAUGGCUACCACAAUCCGACCUGCUGAAACAUUCAAAAAUCAAACUCUUCAUAACACAAGGUGGGCUACAAUCUACAGAUGAAGCUAUAACAGCUGGAGUGCCUGUUAUUGGAAUACCAAUGCUUGGAGAUCAAUGGUAUAAUGCAGAGAAAUUUGCACAUCACGGAAUUGGUAUCAAACUCGAUAUGGAAACUAUAAAUGAUAAAGAACUUGAAGCGGCUAUAGACAACGUAAUUAAUGAUAGAAGUUAUCGAGAUAAUGUAAUAAGACUUCGUAGUGUAAUGCGAGACCAGCCCGAGAGCGGGCUGCAGCGCGCCGUGUGGUGGACGGAGUACGUGCUGCGGCACGGAGGGGCGAAGCACCUGCGGUCCCCCGCCGCCAACAUGCCCUGGACUGAGUACUACGAAAUCGAUUUCUUGCUAAAAUUGCUUCUAAUUGCAUGUUCAUUUAUUGUUGCAUCUUUUAUAGUUUUUUAUUCAAUCUCGAAACUCGUUUUUGACAAUGUCAACCAAAAACGUAAAACAUUAUAAACAUCGAUUUGAAAUACGAACGGGAAGGUAUAUGUUUUUGUGUUUCCAAGAGUUAAUGAAUAGACCUUUAAUUAUAGUGUAAAGUCUUGUAGAUUAAUAAACAUGAACAUAGUAGUAUUAUUUCCUGUAAUUUAGCCCAGAAAAGAAAAAUACAAAUGAAAAAGACAGAAAAUCGCUAAACCUGAAUAAUAGAAUAGGAAUAAGUGUUAUGAAUUUAUUAUUUUUUUUGGCCAUUAAUAGCAAAAAAGAACAUCAAAUGAAAAUGUGAUGAUUUGCGAGAUGUGAGAAUGUGAAAGUUUGUAAGGAUGUGUGUGAGUUUGUUACUUUUUCACGCAAAAAC